GGCGCGAGCGCACAACGCGCAGGCGCCGCCUAGAGGUGACUUCUCCGAAAAGUGUCUUAGUUCCCGGUCACCUGAGCUCCGGGUGACGCGGCUGCGGUAGUUGCGGAUACCCGCCUUCCGCGGUGUCGCUCAGCUCCGCCACCCCGACCCCACUAAGGGCCUGUGCUUUUCCUCCAGUCCUUCCCCAGCGUCGGGCCGGAUCGGGCCGAGCCGGGCCGCCCGGGCGCGGUCUUUAACCAUGGCGUGCCUCUUCAAGAAGAAAACCGUGGAUGAUGUAAUAAAGGAACAGAAUCGAGAGUUACGAGGUACACAGAGGGCUAUAAUCAGAGAUCGAGCAGCUUUAGAGAAACAAGAAAAACAGCUGGAAUUAGAAAUUAAGAAAAUGGCCAAGAUUGGUAAUAAGGAUGCUUGCAGAGUUUUAGCAAAACAACUUGUGCAUCUACGGAAACAGAAGACAAGAACUUUUGCUGUAAGUUCAAAAGUUACUUCUAUGUCCACACAAACAAAAGUGAUGAAUUCCCAAAUGAAGAUGGCUGGAGCAAUGUCUACCACAGCAAAAACAAUGCAGGCUGUAAACAAGAAGAUGGAUCCACAGAAAACAUUACAAACAAUGCAGAAUUUCCAGAAGGAAAACAUGAAAAUGGAAAUGACUGAAGAAAUGAUCAAUGAUACACUUGAUGACAUCUUUGACGGUUCUGAUGAUGAGGAAGAAAGCCAGGAUAUUGUGAAUCAAGUUCUUGAUGAAAUUGGAAUUGAAAUUUCUGGAAAGAUGGCCAAAGCCCCAUCGGCUGCUCGAAGUUUACCAUCUGCCUCUACUUCAAAGGCUACAAUUUCUGAUGAAGAGAUUGAACGGCAACUCAAGGCUUUAGGAGUAGAUUAGUCAAAGAAAGUCACAAUAUUUUGCUUACUUAUAAUUAUGUAGUAUAAACUAGGCACAGUGCAGAUUUCUUUUACAAAACACAUGUAUUUUGCAAAAACAAAAAAAAUGAAGACCAUGAGUGAACAGUUGUUUCCUAACCCAUGGCUAUUUUGAAUCUUUUGCCAAAGAAUGACAAUGAUGCAAAAAUGGGAACAGUUUGGAUUUUAAUUAGAACUAUUUAGGAGUGAUGAUGUGUAAAAAGUUGAUUUCUCUUUUGCAUGGCACAGAGAAAUUAUAUUCCUUCAUGUCAGUUUAUGUUCUAAAAUCGUUUUCACUGAAUAUAAACUCUUGUUAAAUGCCAUUAGGCACCACCUUAAAGAGGGUUGUAAAAAUAUUAAAAGUAUAUUGUUAAUUCUGUAUCUGUUGCUUCUCUUUUGUAAGCGAUUAUGUAUUAUGACCAUAGGCAGUUACAGUUGCCAAAUUAUUUUUAAAUGGUCAAAAAGAAGAGUGCUAUUUAAACAUCUGUCUUAAACAAAAACUGUCAAUAACUUGUUCUUUUUCCUUUGGGAGAACAUUCUAGUUGGUAAGUUUAUUACCUUUCAAAAUGUGCUUGGCACCUACCUUACAUCACACAGACCUAUUGUGCACAUCUUUAAAUUAUUUCGGCUGGCAGAAAAGAAUGACAUUUUAAACUGAAAUCAGGGCCUCAUGCAAAGAUUAUCCUGGCUCUUUUCUAAGCUUGUAAAAGUGAAUUGAAUAUAAUUAGUAAAAAUAGGCAAUGAAUAAAUAACACUUUAUAGUAAGAAAACAAUAUAUUCUGCCCAUCUAAAAUGAGAGUAUUAUAAUUGAUUUUAUGAAUUAUAAUUUAAACUUUAAUUUUGAACUGUAUUAAUGUGUAUAUUGAAUCUUCUAAAUUGAAGCCAUUAUUCUCAAUUAAGUACUACAACAAUGACAAUGCUUGACCUACAUUUUAAAAAUAAAAAAUAACAUUUUUUUAAUAAACUAUAAUUUUACCAGAAAUUACUGUCUAAAUAUGUAUUAGCAGUAUUUUUUAAGGUAAAUUGCCAUGAUAUCUAAUGAAUGUGUAGACAGAGAACGUGAAGGAGUGUCAGACUAGUUAGAAUUUAGAAUUAGGUUAGUUUUGAAAAAUGAUGUUGUGAUAUAUGGGUUUUAACACAUCCUACCAUGAAAACUGGAGGAGAUAGGUGUAACCUGGUUAAUUUGGGAUGAUGGACAUUUUGGACUAAUAUUGACAGAAUACGUCUUAGGACUAGUAUACAUGUGACAUGGAUUGCUAGGAGGAACGAAAAAGCUAAACCGUAUAGUUUAUAUUCCAUAAACCAUUUUAUAAUGUUCAAAGAUUAGGUUUCAUUAUUGAUAGUAUUAAAUACACAGUUUCUCUUAACAGUGAUGGGUCAAAACAUUUUACUGGAUUAUGGAAUGUUUACCAGAACAUGUUUUGAUUCUUGAAUGUACAUAAUAAUGCCAUCUAACUUAUUUACUUUCUUGUUUACAUGUGGGGGCUUUUGUUUUUAAAAAUUAUUUUGUUAAAAAAUCUCAAUAAAGAUUUAUUAUUGUU
This is a messenger RNA of Sapajus apella (tufted capuchin), 2438 nucleotides long. It is a transcript of the gene CHMP2B, whose product is annotated as charged multivesicular body protein 2B. Gene Ontology annotation, biological process: endosome transport via multivesicular body sorting pathway; protein transport; late endosome to vacuole transport. Gene Ontology annotation, cellular component: multivesicular body; ESCRT III complex. The transcript has 6 exons. NCBI's taxonomy places the organism in Eukaryota, Metazoa, Chordata, Mammalia, Primates, Cebidae. Bases 239 to 880 code for a protein of 213 amino acids. The record is from RefSeq and is a predicted model, not a curated record.